This is a messenger RNA of Nylanderia fulva, 2925 nucleotides long. RefSeq lists its product as uncharacterized. Gene Ontology annotation, molecular function: nucleic acid binding. Gene Ontology annotation, biological process: DNA integration. The record is from RefSeq and is a predicted model, not a curated record. NCBI's taxonomy places the organism in Eukaryota, Metazoa, Arthropoda, Insecta, Hymenoptera, Formicidae.
AUGGUUGGCCCGACACUGCAGGACGAUCUUUUCUCCAUUUUGUCAAGAUUUCGAACCUUCACGUACGCUCUAACCGCCGACAUUACUAAAAUGUACAGGCAGGUACUAGUAGACCCUACACAAACAUGUCUUCAGCGCAUCCUCUGGCGCGAUUCGCCAAAUGAAUCAAUUAAAACAUACGAACUUCUUACACUUACAUAUGGGACUUCCUCAGCAUCAUUCUUGGCCAUUGCAGCCUUGCGAAAACAAGCCGAAGAAAAUUCAACCAAGUUUCCAAUUGCGUCCAAAGUAGUAUUAAACGACUUUUAUGUGGAUGACCUAGUCACUGGUGCAAACACCAUUCAAGAGAUAUACACUAUUAAGAAGGAAACUAUUCAAUUAUUGCAAGGAGCCAAAUUUGAAUUAGCAAAAUGGGCAUCAAAUGUUCCCUCUCUGCAAGGCCAGCCAUAUAAUUCAAAUCACAAGGAAUUUAUGUCGUCAGCUGACAAACAAUGUGAAACACGCACAUUAGGCAUUAUAUGGAAUUGUAACAUGGAUCAAUUCCAAUUUCCCAGCGUCACGCCUUUCGAACCACUUAAAACAAUCACAAAACGAAGUAUAUUGUCAAGGAUCUCAUUAAUAUUUGAUCCACUCGGUCUACUCGGUCCUGUCACACUAACAGCCAAAAUUAUAAUGCAAGAUCUUUGGCGUCUUGGACUGGAUUGGGACGAAUCAAUCCCUUUAGAAUUACACACUAAAUGGAAACGUUAUGAAGCAGAAUUGCCUACACUAAGGCAAAUCAACGUACCUCGCAGGGUUAUUCCGUUUAAGCAACACACACGACUGGAAAUUCACGGAUUUUCCGACGCCAGUGAAUCUGGAUAUGGAGCAUGCAUUUAUUUACGUGCCACAUUGCCCGAUGGAAGUCAUUCAGUUCGUCUACUUUGCUCCAAGAAUCGAGUAGCUCCUUUGAAGACUCUCUUGAUUCCGCGCCUCGAAUUAUGCGGCGCACUAUUGCUAGCACAGCUCGUCAAUAAAAUUUCAAAUUGUCUAUCAUGCAAAAUAGAUUCUAUUUACUUAUGGACUGACUCGACCAUCGUCCUAGCCUGGUUGCAAUCAUGCAACCGUACCUGGACACCCUUCGUAGCCAAUCGCGUUGGAGAGAUACAACAAUUGACCGCAAUACAAAACUGGAAACACAUACGAAGUGAGGACAAUCCCGCAGACCCAUUGUCAAGAGGCAUCAUGCCAGCAUCUUUAUCUCAUCUACAAAUUUGGUGGACAGGUACUCCGUGGCUAACGCUUGAUAAGAAAAAAUGGCCUCAAGGUCUACUUGUCACCUCUAAUCAAGACGCAUCAGAAAGGAGGUCUAAAUGCAUCACCACGCUAGCAACUAAUGAUCAAGAUUUUAACAUCUUCAAUCGAUACUCAAGAUUUACAAGAUUGAUUCGAAUCGUUGCGUAUAUCUUUCGAUUCUUCAAAAACGCAAGAAAUAUUGGAGGAUCUAUUAGAAGAUCUCAAGAAUCUAUUACGCCUGCACGAAUAAUUCAACCUAUAACCACUGACGAAAUAAAUCACGCCAUUCAGAUAUUGGUAAAACUUGUACAGAAAGAUUGUUUUUCAAAGGAGUUGCAUUCAUUAUCUAAUCAAGGCAUCAUAUCUCCAAACAGUCCUGCAUCAAGGUUAAGCCCAUUCAUCGAUGAAACUGGAAUCUUGAGAGUCGGGGGCCGUCUACAAUCUUCAUCGUUGCCGCGCUCAGCAAAGCAUCCCAUAUUAUUGCCUGGACGACAUUCAUUAUCACACCUUAUCAUAAUGCACGAACAUGAAAAACACUUACAUGCUGGACCUCAAGCUACACUCGCUGCCGUUCGACAGAACUAUUGGCUCGUAUCAGCGCGAGAUAUUGUUCGUCAGAUCACUCGAAAAUGUACCAUUUGUUUUCGCAGUGCACCGAAACCAGCAUCAACAAUCAUGGGUAAUCUGCCCAAGCCACGAAUUACAGUACCCUCAAGGGUCUUCGAAAAUUGCGGAGUAGACUACGCCGGUCCAUACUACUACAAGCAAGGAUUGAGAAAAAAUACCAAGUUAAUAAAGUGCUAUAUGACAAUAUUUGUCUGUUUUGCAACGAAGGCCGUCCACAUUGAGUUAGCCACGGAUAUGACUUCAGAAGCAUUUUUAAAUGUUUUCAAGCGAUUUAUCUCCAGGCGAGGAUAUCCAGCCAACAUAUACUCCGACAAUGGCCUAAACUUUGUAGGUGCAGAACAUGAAUUGAACGAGUUAGUUGUAUUAUUCAAGAAUCAAAAAUUCCAACAUGAAAUCGCUGGAUACAUGAGCGAUAAAAAUGUACAAUGGCACUUUAUCUCACCCAGAGCACCUCACCAUGGAGGGCUUUGGGAAGCUGCAGUCAAAAUGGCUAAAGUGCAUAUAUCUCGAAUAACCAAAGACGCUCACCUAAGAUAUGAGGAGCUACAAACGUUGCUUAUUCAAGUCGAAGCAAUCCUUAAUUCUAGACCACUCACGCCUAUGUCUUCUGAUCCUGAUGACCUUGCACCUUUAACAGCAGGACACUUUUUAAUAGGGGGACCUCUAACGUCUUAUCCCAAACCAUCAUUGGAGAAUCUUGCAAUCAAUCGUUUAUCACGCUGGCAGCAUCUGGAGCAAUUGAGGCAACAUUUCUGGCGACGUUGGACGAAGGAAUACCUUCAUCAUCUCCAGCAACGCAAUAAAUGGCAAUCUAUUGAUUCAUCAAUAUAUAAAGGGCAAAUGGUAAUUCUAAAGGAGGACAACAUGCCACCUUUAUCUUGGCCCCUAGGAAGAAUAUCAGAGAUCCAUCCGGGACACGAUGGAAUCGUUCGCACGGCUACCAUCAAGACAACUAAAGGUUCUUAUAAGCGCCCUAUCACACGUUUAUGUUUACUUCCUUUCGAUAAUGAGCCUCAGUCAUGA